AUGAUUGGCGGUCGCGUGAGCUAUCCACUGUUCGCAGUAUCGAUAAAAUAUAUGAGUAAGCCGUCUUUUCUCCGCCAAACAACCAGUUUUUCCUCUCUGUACACCCGACCUGGCCGCAUUUCUUUUCCGCCUUUUUGCGUCUCUACUUUGUUCCUAAAACUAUCGUGUUUUUUCGUAUAAUAUUCAGAAACGGCUAUUAAACUGAAGUAAAGAAUUUUUUAUUUAGUGUAAUAUUUUGGACGUAAACGGAGCUUUGCGCUGAUCCCGAGCUACUUAUUCAAUCAAAAAAUCGAGUUUAUUCUACAGAGUUUCAACCUUGAAAACUUCCUAGUUUUCAUAAAAUCUCAGUAAAAGAGUUAGAAGAAACUUUUCUUAAGACUUCAAGUCGUGCUGUUUGAAGUUUCUAUAGCUUGUACCACGGUGGUGUGUCCGCAAAUAUACCAGAAAAAUCUCGAGCGGAAAGUAAAAUAAUCUCUUUUUUAAUUCCAUUUUUUUUGUAACCGAUAAUGAUUUUUCCGGCUCCUUUUUUUACAUCCAAGUUUUUAAACAGUAUUUUUCCCAGAGUGUCAAGUGCUCCUCUGCCACCCAAACAGUCAACUUCAGACCAGAACUCGGUUGCCAAACGAGCUCUCUUCGCGUCAAAAAUCGCCAUUCAAUAGUAUCUGUCAACAGAAAAGUAUCGGUGGGCAAACUUUCUCACAUUCUGCCAUUCUCACACUUUGAGUUUGGAUCCUGUGCGUUUUCAAAGUUCUUAACUGGCGAAUGACGACGAGUCUGGCCGGAGAUUUAUCGGGGCUCGGCUACAGCUGUCCACAUUGAUUUGCCGUUCAAUGUACCUUACGGCCAAAGUCUUUGUCUAACCCCUCUUUCCGUUUUCUAUCCGUUGUUUUGAAAGUUUUCUCAAUGACUGGUUUCAGUUUCAUUCUCUUUUUUUUUCCGUUCAUCAAUGAAAGUCAGUUUUUUUCAGUCCACGACAACAAAGAAUGAAAAUCAUAGUCGCCUUGUCCUUGUUCAUCGUUCUAAUGGCUACAACAGGUGAAAAUUUUUGUCUUUGAUUCUUUAGAUUCUCAAAGAAGAAUAUGCAUGGGUCUGGGUGUGCAUGGAAUUAACUGAGGAAAAAGAAUAUUUUUUUUUAAUUUUUUGUUAACCGCGCGCCGUUUCUAAUGUUAUGAAUGAACGGCUGGAGGGGCAUCUUCUUUUUUCGUUACAGUAUAGCAAAAUCAGCAAAGGAAAAAUGUUCAUCGUUCUCAAUCCCUCAAAACCUUUUUGACGCUUUUCUGAAAUAAAAGAGAAUAAGUCACACCGAUUUUGCAGAAGCUGCGAAGAGGUGUUACUCAGGCUCGAAGGACAGGUACGAGUCUCGUCAGUGUGACACCGGAAUCGACGGCAAAUUCGUCUGUCAGAAGUUCACCUGUGAAGGCGGCAAAUGUAAGCUUUUCAGCUACUUUAUCCUCAGUUUCUUCCUCAAAGUUUCGGUUUUGCACUUUUGAGUUUUCACAAGAAAUUUAUUUGGAUGUCUUCUUUCAAAUACCUCUCGAUCUGUCGAGAAUUCAGCUCCGUUUGUGUUGCGGACGUGUGCCUCCAAGUCGAUGGGCUGUCUGGCCGGACCGGCGAUCUGCAAGUUCAGUCAGGGCUCUGGCUCGUGCUCCCGCUGCGACAGCGACAACUGCAACGCCUGAACUCCUUUUUUUGUUUGUACUUGCGCACUUCACAGAAUUUCUUCCCUAUCUUUCCCUUUCGGUUGUCUUCUAAGUAUCAUUGUUAAAAAAUAUCUAGAUUCCUAUUUGCUCCGUUGAAAACUAGAAACUUUUGGGAAAAAAAAAAAUCAAAUAUUCAAAUUUCAUCCUCGGGUAAAGUUUUGUUGAAGAGUUUUUCUGCGAAAUUAGAGAGAAACAUGACCGAUCUUCGUUAUAAAUUCAUAGGAAAUCAUAUUUUUUGUUUGGUUGACAAAAAUGUCGCACUUUCAUAUGUAUUAUUCAGCAGCUGCAGGCCUUCUUUUUCUUAAAUGGCGCAUCCAAAUAACUAACUUGUCUUCCAUUCCAAAUGCAUUCGAUCGAAAAUUCUCAUUUGGUGAUAAUUUUUUUUGAGUUUCUUUUUUAAAAGUCUGAUUGAAAAAAAAGGUUCACCUCAGAAAAAUAGCUAUUUGACAGCUUGAUAAAUUUUCCGCUUUUUUGUUUUGUGAUCCCUUUGUGGUUUUGAGUUGUAUCACAGUGUUAGAGCAUGCAACUUUUUAAGUGUUUUUCACUAUGAAUGGCAAGUUAUCAUCCUAGACGAAACUCAAACAAAAAAAUAUUUUUUUAUAAUUAAAACUUUCGUCAAGAAAUGUAUUAAUGAAAACAAAAUGAUCAUCUUUUUUUGGCAUGUUUAUAUAAUCUCAAUUUUUUUGGAUCUCAAUUUAAAAAAAAAUUAAAUCUCAUUUUUUAAAAAGAAAUUUUUUUAAGCUAUAGAGACAAACAAUUCUGCGUGACCCAAACUUUGGGACAUACGCAUAUAAAUCAAUUCCAACUUGUAUACUCAGUUUUUAAAAAAAGAAGCCAGCAAUAUAUUUUUUUAACAUCUAGAUAAAGUUCUAGCUGAAAAUAUAGGCGAUAGUUUUGAGUCUAUGAGAAGCCGCUUUUCAAAUACCGUUGCCGAACCUUUUUUCGGGCCGAGUUCGAACUUUUUAUCUCAUAUCGCAAGGUUAUCUGAGGGAUCAGGUUGCCCAUGUAGUUCAAGACAUUUAACACGUGUCCGGUGACAAGACGACGCUUGCAGUGGACUCGAAUUUCACGGUGCGCGCUUGUGCUCCGGAGGGGUCGCGGUGCGAAGCUUCGUCGACGGUCUGUGCCGACCAACUCGGCGUCGGCGUCUGCUCCAUCUGCGACGACGACAAUUGCAACGGCGCCACCGUCGCCGCUCUCUUCGGCUCCCUUCUUGUCGUUCUUCUCGUUUCUUGA
This is a messenger RNA of Caenorhabditis auriculariae, 2936 nucleotides long. The record is from the annotation of a GenBank genome assembly. NCBI's taxonomy places the organism in Eukaryota, Metazoa, Nematoda, Chromadorea, Rhabditida, Rhabditidae.